AGAGGAGAGUAUGAAACUUUACUGGGAAAAUAUUGUUAUUCACAGAGGAGCAAGGAAAACAUUGGAUCCCCAAUUUAUGUAUUUUUUUAUUAUUAUUAUACUAGAAAAAUGUUGAUUCCACUAUUGGCCCUGGUUGAUUUUGUAACACUGUGCGUUUCUACAGACACAUGUCCAGAGGUAAAAGUCAUUGGAGUUGGAGACUCAGACAAGCUGACUAUUAUUAGAGGAUGUCCUGGUAUUCCUGGAACUCCAGGACAGAAGGGAGAAAUGGGUGUCCCAGGUCAGAUUGGAUCACAAGGAGCAACAGGGAAAGCUGGACCCCAGGGUCUGAAAGGUGUAGCUGGUGACAAAGGAGGAAAAGGAGACAAAGGAGAAAAGGGAGAAAAGGGGGAUUCGGGAAGAACGGACAACAUCAUUGCAAGAGACUGCAAAGAGCUGCUAUAUCAAGGACAGGUCCUCAGUGACUGGUACACCAUAUACCCAGAUGGCAACACUGGACUGAAGGUGCUGUGUGACAUGCACACCGAUGGAGGAGGCUGGCUUGUCUUUCAGAAACGUAAGGAUGGCUCAGUAGAUUUCGACCGCAAGUGGAAUUCCUACAAGGCUGGGUUUGGAAGCCGUCUGAGUGAAUUCUGGUUGGGCAAUGACAAUCUUAAUGCGCUGACAUCCACAGGUACCUGGGAACUUCGCCUUGAUUUUCAAGACUUUGACAGCAAAUGGUAUUUUGCUAAGUACGCCUCCUUCAGCAUUCUUGGAGAGUCUGAAAAAUUCAGAUUAUCUUUGGGAAGCUUUACAGAAGGAGAUGCAGGAGACUCCUUUACCUACCACAACAGUCAAAAUUUUUCCACAAUCGAUCAGGACAAUGACCAGAAUGCGGGAAAUUGUGCACAGAUCUGCAAAGGCGGCUGGUGGUUUAAUAGUUGUUAUAAUGCCAACCUGAAUGGGCUCUAUCUUCUGGGGGAAUUCCAGUCCUCCCAUGGAAUCGUGUGGAAGACGGGGAAAGGAUUUAAAUACUCCUACAAGUAUAUGGAAAUGAAGAUCAGACCCCACGCAGCAUAAUACCCCGAAGAUUUCAUAGCCAGACCCAAAGAGAAAUACCCACAUCCACUAAUCUUGAGUGACUACUCUUUAUGCUUAAAAUCUGCUUUCUAAUUGGUUGGUAAAUUUGUUAGCACUCCCUAUUAAUAUUUGCUUCUUAUCAAUAAAAAGGACUGGUGUGGCCAAAAAUAAUAUUUUAUUUAAAGGAGGGGAACUAAAACUCCUAUUGGCUUCUUACAUUUUAGAAAAAUCCAUCAGUAAGCUA
This is a messenger RNA of Rana temporaria (common frog), 1303 nucleotides long. RefSeq names its product ficolin-2-like. Lineage: Eukaryota; Metazoa; Chordata; Amphibia; Anura; Ranidae. The record is from RefSeq and is a predicted model, not a curated record. The transcript is spliced from 9 exons. Bases 109 to 1059 code for a protein of 316 amino acids.